AUGGCCAAAGUCUCGCAACCGGAGCUCAAGCGCUUCCUCGACAAGCGCAUCGCCGUCAACAUCCAGGGCGGUCGCAAGGUGCAGGGCACGCUGCGCGGCUUCGACAUGUUCCUCAACCUCGUCGUCGACGACGCGAUCGAGCAGGUGCAUCCCGACGCGGGCAACCCCAAUGUAUGGCAGGAUGGCGAACGAUGCGGGACUGUCGUCGUCCGAGGCAACAGCGUCACUUCGCUCGAGGCGCUAGAGAACGUCAAGACACGGUGA
Messenger RNA from Moesziomyces aphidis, 264 nucleotides. The record is from the annotation of a GenBank genome assembly. Lineage: Eukaryota; Fungi; Basidiomycota; Ustilaginomycetes; Ustilaginales; Ustilaginaceae.